Symbiodinium necroappetens is the source of this 234-nucleotide messenger RNA. The record is from the annotation of a GenBank genome assembly. Lineage: Eukaryota; Dinophyceae; Suessiales; Symbiodiniaceae.
GUUAUCUCCCUACUUGGCCUUUGGCUGCUUGUCUCCCCGCCUGCUUUACUGGGAGAUCCAGCGAUUCGAGAAGGGAGACCGCUGCAAAGGCGCCAAAGGCUUGAUUAACUCCCUUCUCUGGCGCGACUUCUACCGCUUUAUCGUCCACUACGCCUGGGGAAACCGGAUGUAUCAUCUUUACGGCCCCAUGAACUGCGGCUCCGUCCCGGGCGGCCACAAGACACCGACCAAAUG